AUGGACUCAGCACCGCGGUUCGACGACCGGGCACCGCUCGGGUGGGCGGUGUACUUUCCCAUGCUCGGGUGCGACGCGAGCUCUGCGCUAGUGCAGCUCAUUCGCAACUUUGUGGUGUACUUUAGCGAGAAGCAUGUGCUGGACAAGGCCAAGGUGCUAGAGAGCCUGGUGGUGUACGUGGACUGGGGCGAGAUGGUGGCCGAGUCGCUUGUGCCAGGCAUCGACGAGCUCGUGUUUGAGGAUCCAGCGCGGUCGCUGGCAGCCAUGGCGGUGGCGGCGGUCGAGGUGGUGUACAGCGACUGCGUGGGCACCGGCCUCCCGGCGUCGUUCAAGAAGAUCACGGCGCGACUGUGCAACCAUCCGACGACGACGCCGAUCCGCUCGCUCAAGUCGCACUACAUCGGGCGGCUGGUGAGCGUGCGUGGGACAGUGGUGCGGACGAGUGCCAUCAAGCCGCUGGUGGUCUCGAUGGACUUUGUGUGCACCAAGUGCGACGGGGUGAUUGGCAUGGACUUUGUCGAUGGCAAGUACUCGCCGCCGCUCUCGUGCGGGCUCGACGGAUGCAAGUCCAAGACGUUUGAGGCCGACCGGGCGUCGGCGCUGACGGUCGACUGGCAGAAGGUUCGGAUCCAGGAGAUUCUGGACGACUCCAACUACGAGGCCGGCCGCAUUCCGCGGACCAUCGAGUCGGAGCUGACCGGAACGCUUGUCGACUGCUGCGUGCCGGGCGACGUCAUCUCGGUGACUGGUGAGGUCAAGGUCGUCUCGUCGUCGAGCUCGGCGUCGGCGUCGCGCAAGGCCAAGACGCUCUUUGUCCUCUACAUUGACGCCAACAUGGUGUCGCGGCAGGGCAAGACCGGCGAGAGCGACGGCAUGCACUACACCGUCAAGGACAUGCAAAUGGUCAACGAGAUCGCGCACGUCGACGAUGUCCUGCAUCUGCUGGUCAACUCGCUGUGCCCCUCCAUCUACGGCCACGAGCUGGUCAAGGCCGGCUGGCUCCUCGCGCUCUUUGGCGGAACGCAGAAGUUCUCGCUGGAGAAAGACCGCAUUGCGGUCCGUGGCGACCCGCAUGUCCUGGUUGUUGGCGAUCCGGGCAUGGGCAAGUCGCAGCUGCUGCGGUCGGUGGCAUCGGCCGCGCCGCGCGGCGUGUACGUGUGCGGCAACACGACGUCGACAACCGGCCUCACCGUGACGCUGCUGAAGGACCCGCUCUCUGGCGACUACGCGCUCGAGGCUGGCGCUCUUGUGCUCGGCGACCAGGGCUGCUGCUGCAUCGACGAGUUUGACAAGAUGAAGUCGGAGCACCACGCGCUGCUCGAGGCUAUGGAGCAGCAGUCGGUCUCCAUCGCCAAGGCCGGCAUCGUCGCCAACCUGCCUGCCCGGACGUCGGUGCUGGCGGCGGCGAACCCGGUCGGCGGCCACUACACCCACGCCAAGACUGUGGCCGAGAACGUGCACCUCGCACCGGCGCUCCUCUCGCGCUUUGACCUCAUCUUUGUUCUCGUCGACAAGCCGGACCACGAACGCGACGCCAAGCUCUCCGAGCACGUCAUGCUCAUGCACGGCGGCGGGCAGUACUCGCGCAAGGGCCGCCCCUCGUCGACGUACUCGGCGCUCUCGGCGUCGGGUGUGCUCGAUCCGUCGUACAAGUCGCAGCUGAUGUCGGCGCUCGAUCGCGCCACGGCGGCGACGGCAUCGACGGCGACGGGUGCCCGGAGCAACGAGGCCGGAUCCGGCGAGCGACGGCCGCUUGCUGACCGGCUCAAGCUCCGCAAAGCCAAGACCUUUGACCCACUUCCACACGUCCUCAUGCGCAAGUACAUCGGCUACGCGCGCGAGUACGUCAAGCCGGUCCUCUCGCUUCCGGCGGCCGACCUGCUGCAGGACUUUUACCUCUCACUCCGCAAGUCGCACGUCGGCGGCGAGUCAAUGCCGGUCACCACCCGCCAGCUCGAGUCGAUGAUUCGUCUCGCCGAGGCCCGCGCCAAGCUCGAGCUCCGCGAGCUCGUCACCGCCGACGACGCCCUUGACGUCAUCGAGCUGAUGAAGGAGUCGCUCAUCGAUGUCUACGUCGACGCCAGCGGCACCGCGCUCGGCGCCCGCGCCGCCGCUGGUGGCUCCAAGAAAAAGGUCAUGAAGGCCUACGUCGGCGAGCUUACCCGCAUCUCCGAGGCCACCUACAACUCGCUCUUCACCAUGCAGCAGUUGUACAAGGUCGCCACCGACCUCGGACUCGCCGCGUCGGACUUUCGCGACAUGGUCGGCCAGCUCAACCAGCACGGCUACCUCAUCAAGAAGCGGAACAACGUGUACCAGCUUGCCUCAUCGUCGGUGGCCGAUGGCGGCUGGGCUCCGAUGGCAAGUGACCAGGAACCUGCGUAUCGGUUCGCGACGGACCUAUGGGACGGAUUUGAUGUGGUUGUGGAACAUACCGACACGGGACUGCAAGCACUCAAGGAAGUGACGAAUGUGAUCAAGAAGCGGGCAGAGCUCGAGCUCGAGUACUCGAAAAAGUUGGCCAAGCUGGCGAGCCAUCCCUCGACUCGGCGAGUCUUUGAGACGACGGGCAACUCUAUCGAGUCACAGCAGCUGGGAACGUGUGCAUCGGCGUGGACCUCGUUCUUGGAUGCGUGCAUGGAGCAGGCCAACGCGCAUGCUGACGCUGCCACUUCGCUGGAUGAGACGGUCGUCACCUCACUCAACUCGUUCAUCAAGGACAUGGAGUCUGCCCGCAAAACCAUUGUCGCCGAUGGCCAGCGCCGGUUGAAGGAGAAGAAGGAGGCCGAGGACGCGGUGGCCAAGGCCAAGACAAGCUACUUUAAGGCGUCCGAGUCGUAUAACUCGGCCGUCGCCGCCCACGACGCCGCGCUCAACAACCCGACGGCCAAGACCAAGGACGUGACCAAGGCCAAGUCCAAGAUGGCCAAGGCGUCGACCGCGCUGGAGCAGUCGGUCCAGGAGUACCAGUUCCAGGUCAAGGGUGCCAACAAGGUCCAGACGCGGUUCCUCUCGCGCCACAUGCCCAAGAUCAUGGACGACCUGCAGCACCUCUCCACUGUCCGCAUCCACAUCCUCAAGACCAACCUCCGCAAGACGGCGCUGACACUCGAGAGCCCGCCGCCGCGGACCGCCAAGGCCGUUCUCACCUUUAAGGGUGUCGUGGCCGCCAUCGACAACGACUCGGACAUGCGCGCGUUCAUCACAGAGAACAAGACGUUCCAGCUCCCGCCGCCGCCGUUUGAGUUUGAGGAGCACGGCGCCGUCGGCGCUGCCCGCUCGAAAAAGGCCAAGCGGGGCGCGGUCGAAGCCAACCCGGCGACCUCCAUCUUUGGCGUCUCCAUCGAGGAGGUGCUCGCCAAAAAGGUGGCGUGCCACCCGGCCAUGGGCAAUCUGCCACGUCUCAUUCCGGUGCUCUGCCACGGCAUCCUCGCCAAGGGCGGGCCCAAGGCCGAGGGCCUCUUCCGCCUCUCGGGCGAGAACAAACUGGUCAAGGACCUCAAGGCCAGGCUCGAUGCCGGCAACUACGACGUCGCCGACAUCGACUCGGUCCACGUCCUCACCGGUGCCCUCAAGCUCUGGUUCCGCGAGCUCAAGGACCCGCUCAUUCCCGAGCCGCUCUACGACCAGGCCGUCGCCGCCGCUACAGAGGCUGACGCUGCCGCAAUCUUCAACGAUCUCUCCGCCCCGCGCCAGACCAUCAUCCAAUACCUCAUGGGCUUCCUCGCCACCAUCUCCACCCCGGAAAUCGUCACCGUCACCAAGAUGACCACCGACAACCUCGCCCUCAUCUUUGCGCCCUCGUUCCUCCGCUGCUCGGACCCGGCCCAGAUGAUGGUCAACGCCGAGCGCGAGCGCGUCUUUGUCAAGCUCCUCUUCCUCUGGCUCUCGGCCCAGGACACCACCGCCGCGCUCUACGCCUCCAUUCCCGCCCCGACGCCGCCUCGGCCUCGGCCUGACAUGCCUCGCUACCUUGUUGUCAAUAAGAGCACCAUCACCCACGGCUCCGCCUCUGCCUCUCCCUCAUUGCCAAUUUACAGCUAUUGCUCAUCGCCACCUGUAGCCAUACCUGCAGGUGUAUGGAAAUAG
This is a messenger RNA of Thecamonas trahens ATCC 50062, 4089 nucleotides long. RefSeq names its product DNA-dependent DNA helicase and ATPase. Gene Ontology annotation, biological process: signal transduction. The transcript has 2 exons. Lineage: Eukaryota; Apusomonadida; Apusomonadidae. The record is from RefSeq and is a predicted model, not a curated record. Gene Ontology annotation, molecular function: single-stranded DNA helicase activity; single-stranded DNA binding; ATP binding. Gene Ontology annotation, cellular component: MCM complex; nucleus. Bases 1 to 4089 code for a protein of 1362 amino acids.